This is a messenger RNA of Nicotiana tabacum (common tobacco), 927 nucleotides long. RefSeq names its product eukaryotic peptide chain release factor subunit 1-3-like. Gene Ontology annotation, molecular function: translation release factor activity. Gene Ontology annotation, biological process: translational termination. The record is from RefSeq and is a predicted model, not a curated record. Lineage: Eukaryota; Viridiplantae; Streptophyta; Magnoliopsida; Solanales; Solanaceae.
UUAAGCUACUUUACAAAUGUCAGUGCAGGAGUGGAGCAGGAAGCCUGCACUGGUGCGCAAGGGCUCUCGUGUGGCCCAGCUGCUCAUGUGCUUAGCGAAAAAUUACAGGGAGCUCUUCAGAUGGAUGACCUGCAUGAAGAAAUGGAGUCGCGAGUAAAUUCUUCGCAUUUGUCUGAGCAAUGGGAAGGUUGUUUUCAUCUCACAAAUGCUGGUGCAGGAGUGGAGCAGGGAGCCUGCGCUGGUGCGCGAGGGCUUGCGUCUGAUUCUUCAGCUCAUGUCCUUAGUGACAAAUUACUGGGAGCUCUUCAGAUGGAUGGCCUGCAUAAAAAAAUGAAGUUGCCAGUAAUUUCUUCGCUUUUUUCUGAGCAAUAUGAAGGUGACUUUCAUUUCAUAAAUGCCGGUGCAAGAGUCAAGCAAGAAACUUGCACUGGUGUGCGAGGGUCCGCGCUUGGCUUGGCCGCUCAUGUGCUUAGCAGCAAGUUUCCGGGAGCUCUUCAGAUGGAUGACGAAAUGAAGCUGCUAACGAUAUCUUCAUGUUUGUCUGACCAAUCUGAAGGGGGUCGCUUUCAUCUCUGAAGUGGCUUCUCCGCUGAAAGAACUGAAAAGAAGACCCAUGUGGCAGUAUAGCAGCUAUGCAAGAACUUAAUCUGAUUCUGUUGGAGUUGAUAGGGAGUUACCUGCUAUGCGCUCCUUGGAAGAGUGAAAUGCCUAAGUACUAUCAUAUUAUCUUUUAUCUAGUAGCUUAAUUAUUAUCAUAUUAUCUAGCGAGUAAUAUACAGGAUGAUUUUGCUGAAGUCAGCUGUAUGUAAUCCCAAUGACUAUUUCAUGUUGUGAGAUCUUUAUGACUGGUAUGUCGUGUGAUGGACCUAUUUCGGUACUAUGAAUAAAUACUAUGAUAUUGUCUAUGAAGUUGGGAGUUUUUACUGA